Messenger RNA from Trypanosoma cruzi, 1341 nucleotides. RefSeq lists its product as uncharacterized. Gene Ontology annotation, molecular function: protein-lysine N-methyltransferase activity. The coding region runs from base 1 to 1341 and encodes 446 amino acids. The record is from RefSeq and is a predicted model, not a curated record. The transcript has a single exon. NCBI's taxonomy places the organism in Eukaryota, Euglenozoa, Kinetoplastea, Trypanosomatida, Trypanosomatidae. Gene Ontology annotation, biological process: peptidyl-lysine monomethylation.
AUGUCUCACUCCGUUCCGUCGCUACUUCUUCGUAAUCUCCACUGCUCAUUGCCCGCUAUUGCACAACUCUACAAGGAGGCUGCGGGUGUUGGAACCGGCGGCGUGGUGGAGGGUGACCGUGGGAUGCCGUCUUGCUCUUCUCUCCCACUGACGGUUUCCACAACAAACGAUGGGGAAGCUGUGCUGGACUUUUUUUGCCGUGAGCUCGGUAUGGGGGCCUCUUCUUUGCGUCACUGGCGAAGCGGUUUGACGAAAGCAACACACCGACGCUGGUGGCGUGGGGAAAAACUUCCCUCACAGAAUGCUGCAGAUGCUUCGUUAUUCACCGACACGGAUGAUGUCUUGUUCAUGCAGAGUGCUAUUUGGGAUCUGAAGGCAGUGGUCUCACCCUUUCUGACGUUUACGAAUCCGCGGCGGAAAAGUGCGGUGCGUGGAAGCUCCUUUAUGGCUACCCGGCGCAUAUUACCUGGCAUGUAUCUUUUAAGUUUACCCGUGGAGGCGAUCUUUUUUGCGAGCCCGCCGCCUGCUACUGACCCUAUAACGUCGUUUUUUAUGUAUGUAGAGGAGCUGGUGGGACAGUUGGUGGUGGCGGGCGACGAUGUAUCGGAGAAUGAUUGGCGUCCCUCACAUGCGGGCUAUGUGAAUUACCUGAAGAAAUCGGUGAUACCGAGCAACAACCUGCCUUUCCUGGAAAGGGAGGAGAUUGCACGGAUAUUGCGGAGCGAUAAAACCAAGCCAUUAUUAGGGGCGAUAGGGGAAAGUCAUACUGUGAGUAACAAGAGCCCCGCGCUUGAGUUGUGGGAGUAUUUUCAUAACGACAUGCAAGGUUUACCGCUGAGCGCCUAUCUGCGUCAGCGCCUAUCCAAAGAGGAAUAUGCUUGGUGGGUGAGUUUGGUGCUGUCGCGACGUGCUGGGGCUGCGACCUUAAUUCCUCUGGUAGACAAACUCAAUCAUCAUCCGGAGCCCAAUUGCUAUUACACGAUGGCUACAGAAGAGACUUUUUGCGGAAUUGAUGUUUUUGACAAUCUCUUAGCUGGUGUUCCUUCUGAUUUGUUAUACGAGCCAUUUCUGCAUACGUUUAGUAUUCGGGAGAUACAGGAAGGGGAGGAACUGACGCUUUGCUACGCGUCUCCAACAAUAAACCCGAAUGACCGUGACUCAAGGAGUGCUGGGGGCAUGUCUGUGACCUCUCAGGAAGGCCGAGCUGCAUGGCAACUACAGUGGGGUUUUUUUCCAGAGAAUGAUUCUCCGUAUUCAUCCACGGAUUUAAAAGAAGUGGCCGCCAUUGUGGCGGAGCGUCGAGUAAACCUCCGGCGCCAGUACUUCCCACCAGAUGGGUGA